Messenger RNA from Hypoxylon fragiforme, 1530 nucleotides. Its product is annotated as cytochrome P450. Bases 1 to 1530 code for a protein of 509 amino acids. Lineage: Eukaryota; Fungi; Ascomycota; Sordariomycetes; Xylariales; Hypoxylaceae. Gene Ontology annotation, molecular function: heme binding; monooxygenase activity; oxidoreductase activity, acting on paired donors, with incorporation or reduction of molecular oxygen. The record is from RefSeq and is a predicted model, not a curated record. The transcript has 9 exons.
AUGGGGAUCGCCAGCGUAAUUGAGCCCUUGAAAGAGGCGGCUGCAACCUAUUGGGUUGUGAUCUCAGCGAUAACCGUAUCCGUCUAUGCCCUUUUCCGAUGCAUCUACAACCUAUACUUUCACCCCUUAGCAAAAUACCCAGGGCCAAAGAUUGCCGCCGUCUCCAAUUCCUGGUAUGCAUACCAAUGGAUAACUGGGAGGUACCCGAUAGUAAUAGCAGAGACCCUAAAACAAUAUGGUGAUGUGGUCCGUAUAGGUCCGAACAUACUUGUGUUCAUCACGCCCAAGGCGGCUGCCGAUACUUAUAUCCCCUCAGUCAAGGGACUAGAAUAUUUCCCAAAGGCGGAUUUUAUUAGCCUUGGCUGGCCAGACCAGGGUAUCACUUGGGAGACUGACCCCGUCAGACACCAUCAGAAGGCCAAAUGGCUCUUACCAGCGUUCAGUGCCAAAUCACUGAAGGAAAAGGAAUGGGUCAUGCACAAAUACACUGACAUCUUUGUUAAAAGUAUGAAGGAGUUGGGAGGCCAGGAUAAGGGCAUCGAGCUUAAACAGUGGGCGGACUGGCUCGCCAUGGACAUAGCGGCCGAUCUAGGAUAUAGCCGCGAGAUGCAUCAGCUUGAAGAAAUGAGACCUUCGCCCUACCUAGCGUCCAUCUGGGCCGCCAACUUCUUCGUCACAAUGCACACCAACGCCAAGAAAUUCCCCUUACUCAGCUGGAUGCAGUACUUCUCCGUGCCACCCUCAGUAAUCGGGAGCUACGUCAAAGCCAUCGGCGCAAACCGCGCAGCGUUCAUGAAGCGCGUCGAAGCUCGCGGCAAGACCCUGCGUCCCGACCACUUCGACAAGCUGCUCCCCGCCGGCUCACCCAUGCCUUCCAAGGCGGAUCUGCAGUCGUUGGAGACGGUGUGUCUUCACUUGCUCCUAGCGGGGUAUGAGCCGAUUUCUAGCUCGUUCCUCUGCAUCGUUGCGUACUCUCUGCAGCACGAGGAGAGCUACACACGAUUAGUCAGCGAGAUUAGAGGCGCGUUCGAGAACUAUGAGGAUAUCACGGUGGAGGGUGUGGUGCAGCUCAAGUUCCUGCAUGCUACGGUUAUGGAGCAAUUGCGCGUGGCGGUCGUGGGGGCCACGGGCCAGCCGCGCGUCAGUCCGGGGGCAACGGUUGAUGGGCAUUACAUCCCGAAAGGAGUCGAAAUCCAAUACGCCAACUACGCCUUCACGCGGGACCCGCGCUACUUCCACGACGCCUACAGCUUCCGCCCACAGCGCUGGUUACCGCAGGACCACCCUUACUAUGACCCCGUCUACGCCAAGGACGCAAGGGACGACUUCCACCCGUGGAGCCAGGGCGUCAGAUCGUGCCCGGGCAUGGUGCUGUCGCUGCAGGAGACGAAGCUGAUCGUUGCGAAGGUGCUCUGGAGCUUCGACGUGGAGAUGCUGCCGGGCCAGCACGUGGAGUACGAGAGGGACUUCAGGAUGUACGGGAUGCUGGAGAAGCCGGAUCUUUGGGACAUGGGAAAAUGGGAGAAUUAA